UUAAACUGGCCUCUGCACCUUCUUCAUCUUCUGCAUAACCUCCGGUCCAAUCAAAGCCCUUUUCAGAUCAUAGAAAAUGUCUUCUGAUGUGGUAAACAGCCCUGAUGACACCCAUGAUCAAGGCCUCAAAUCAAAGAAACUCUCACGGGGAAAAUUGCGUCGUAUGGACUCCCUAGACAUGGAGUCCGGGACUGUACAUGGCCACAGCCACCAUGGCUCCAAGGAUACCAAGGACUGGUCUGUGAUACUGCACCUGGCGUUUCAGAGCAUGGGAAUAGUGUAUGGGGACAUUGGAACUUCGCCGUUGUACGUGUAUGCAAGCACUUUCACUGAUGGUGUCAAACAUAAUGAUGAUAUUCUGGGGGUUCUUUCUAUCAUCUUCUACACCCUCACCCUCAUCCCUCUCUUCAAGUACGUCUUGACUGUGUUGAAGGCCACUGAUAAUGGCGAGGGAGGGACAUUUGCUUUGUAUUCUCUUAUAUGCCGAUAUGCCAAGGUGGGGUUGAUCCCUAGUCAACAGGCUGAGGACAGAGAAGUCUCCAAUUUCCGGUUGGAGCUGCCUAGUAAAAGACUGCAGAUGGCAUCAAAGCUUAAGUCUAAGCUAGAGAAGAGCAACUUUGCUAAGUUCUUUCUGUUGUUUGCUACAAUGCUUGGCACUUCCAUGGUGAUUGGUGAUGGUGUCCUCACUCCUUGCAUCUCAGUUUUAUCUGCUGUGGGUGGCAUCAAGGAAGUUACAGAUUCAAUGACACAAGAUAGGAUUGUUUGGAUAUCAGUAGCCAUCUUGGUGUGUCUUUUCAUGGUUCAAAGAUUUGGAACUGACAAAGUUGGAUACAGUUUUGCUCCAAUAAUCUGUGUUUGGUUCGCGUUAAUUAGCGGCAUUGGGGUCUACAACUUCAUCAAGUUUGAUCCAACAGUUGUUAAAGCCAUUAAUCCCAAGUACAUCAUCAAUUACUUUAGAAGGAACAAGAAAGAAGCCUGGAUUUCCCUUGGUGGGGCCGUCCUCUCCAUAACAGGGACGGAGGCGCUGUUUGCUGAUGUUGGCCACUUCACAGUUCGAUCAAUUCAAAUAAGUAUGUGCGCUGUCACAUACCCAGCUCUUGUAUUGGCAUAUACUGGACAAGCCUCCUUUCUCCGGAAACACCAUCAGGAUGUUGCUGACCUUUUCUUCAAGUCCAUACCACAUGGUCUGUACUGGCCGAUGUUUGUUGUGGCUGUGUCAGCGUCGAUCAUUGCCAGUCAAGCUAUGAUAUCUGGGACUUUCUCCAUUAUCCAGCAGUCUCUCUCACUUGGGUGCUUUCCUCGAGUGAAGAUUGUGCAUACAUCGACUAAGUAUGAAGGGCAAGUGUACAUUCCUGAGGUCAAUUACCUUCUCAUGCUGGCUUGUGUAGGGGUCACUGUAGGGUUUAAGACUACCACAAAGAUCGGAAAUGCAUAUGGGAUUGCGGUGGUGUUCGUGAUGACCCUCACCUCAUCAUUUCUGGUUCUUGUGAUGAUCAUGAUAUGGAAAACCCAUAUACUACUAGUGAUCUCAUAUGUUGUGGUCAUUGGUAGCAUUGAGCUUCUGUAUCUAAGUUCAGUCCUCUACAAGUUUGAUCAAGGAGGGUAUCUACCCUUGGCCUUUGCCUUAGUUCUGAUGACCAUAAUGUACAUUUGGAAUGAUGUGUACCGGAGGAAAUACUAUUAUGAUCUGGAUCACAAGAUUUCUCCUGAGGUGGUGAAGGAAUUAGUAGGGAGCACAAACUUUAGUAGAAUACCAGGAUUGGCCAUCUUCUACUCUGAGCUUGUUCAUGGCAUCCCGCCCAUCUUCAAGCAUUACAUGGAAAAUGUGCCUGCAUUGCAUUCAGUUCUUGUUUUCGUCUCAAUCAAGUCUCUCCCCAUAAGCAAGGUUCCAGUGGAAGAACGAUUCCUCUUCCGCAGGGUAGACCCAGAUGAUAUUUAUGUGUUCCAGUGUGUGGUGAGGUACGGGUACACCGACAUGCGAUUCGAGGAAGACCCUUUUGAGAGAUUGCUGGUUGAAAGAUUGAAGGAGUUCAUAAGAGAACACACUGGAGACAUGGAUUCUGGAGAGCUGCAAGAUAGGUUGAUUAAUGUUGAGAAUGAGGCCGAAGAAUCAAAGGAAAUUGAUGAAGAAAGGCUCCAAGAGGAUGAAGAAAGGCGCCAAGAGAAUGUUGACAAAGAUAUUGAAGCAAUUGAUAGAGCGGCACAAGCGGGUGUGGUGCACUUGAUCGGUGAGACUGAGGUGAUGGCGGAUAAGGGCUCCGGAUUAGGAAAGAAGGUUUUGAUAAAUGUUGGCUAUAAUAUAUUGAAGAAGAAUUUGAGACAGGCAGAGAGUGUGUUUGACAUUCCACACAAACGUAUGCUGAAAGUGGGAAUGAUUUAUGAGCUUUGAAACAUGGGAAAGGUGAUGAUCAGCCGUCUCAUUAGUAUCAAGCAUGUAUAGCCAAAAUUCAACACGGAAGACUUAGUUACAAGAAUGAAUUUUUUAGUGAAGUUGGUGACUGGAUAUCAUUCCAGUGGUGGUUAGAAUUCAUUCUUGAAUUGCCUGCAGACACUCCCUUAUAUCAAAAGAUAACGUCUACUGUCA
Vitis vinifera (wine grape) is the source of this 2584-nucleotide messenger RNA. RefSeq names its product potassium transporter 5. Bases 77 to 2389 code for a protein of 770 amino acids. The record is from RefSeq and is a predicted model, not a curated record. Gene Ontology annotation, cellular component: membrane. Lineage: Eukaryota; Viridiplantae; Streptophyta; Magnoliopsida; Vitales; Vitaceae. Gene Ontology annotation, molecular function: potassium ion transmembrane transporter activity. Gene Ontology annotation, biological process: potassium ion transmembrane transport. The transcript has 8 exons.